UCGGGCCAAUACAAAGCGGCCUUGGAUUGACAAGUCGUUUGACGGACAAAUUUGUGGAUAUAUUUAUAUGCGUUUCUUCAGAGCAUUAUCCUCCUCGUUCAAUUUUUCUGUUGUGUGCUUCCGCCAAAUUAGGGUUUCUCGCGAAGUCUGCUAGAAAUUUUGAUUUCCAGACAGGUAAAAAUCAUGGGAGACGUUGAUGAAUUUCGCUGUUUUGUGGGAAGCCUUUCCUGGUCUACUACUGACAGAGGCCUGAAAGAUGCAUUUGAAAAGUUUGGUCGUCUGAUUGAGGCGAAGGUUGUUUUGGACAAGUACUCAGGAAGAUCUCGUGGUUUUGGUUUUGUUUCUUUUGAUGACAAGAGAGCUAUGGAAGAAGCUAUCGAUGCUAUGAACGGCAUGGACUUAGAUGGCCGUAACAUCACUGUGGAAAGGGCCCAACCCACUCAAGGUGGUUCUAGGGACCGCGAUGGAGACUAUGACCGUGGUCGUGAUCGCGGGCGUGAUCGUGGUUAUGGAGGGGGUUCAAGGGGGGGUGGCGGUGGCGGUGGCGGUGGUGGCGACUGUUUUAAAUGUGGUAAACCAGGACAUUUUGCUCGUGAAUGCCCUUCCGAUGAUGGAGGUAGAGGUGGUGGUAGGUAUAAUGGAAGAGGGGAUAGGAGAGGUGGUGAUCAUUAUGGACCUGACCGUGGAGGAGACCGAUAUGCUGGAGGAGGUGGUGGUGGUGGUGGUGGACGUUACAGGGGUUCUGGUGGUAGCCGAUCAGGGGGAUACGGGGGUGAUAGGUAUGGUCGUGACCGAUCAGGACCGUAUGAGAGGCCAGGAGCCGGUGGUUAUCGCUAAAUUUGAAUGCUUUGUCGAAGAUGCUGUUCUACAAGAUAAUCUUCACAAAGAGGGGGGAAAGCUUUUUACCUAGUUGUAAUCUAGUGGAUGACAUCUUAUGUGGUUUCAGACUUGGAAUGCGUAAUUAGAAUUGCAAAAUUUUCUGUUUCUCAUCGAGAAGGCAUUUGUCCCUCUGUGGGAGAAUUUCUAUUUCAGGUGCUCAGUGAUGUUAUGAUGCGAUCUUAUGCUUGUUUGAUGGUGACAUCUGAUUUGGCUCUUUAGAAAUAUGAAUCUUGUUUUCGCUGCCAUACCUGGAUUUACAUCCACGUGCAUUGCUCUUUCUUGGAUGCAAACUGGUUUCGGUGUUUGUUAGAGGGAAUUUGAAUGGGUUGAGCGCCAUGAUCCUGAGUAUAUAUCCGUUUUGAUUGUUAUGAGCUGUGUACGUGUUAUUGGAAGGGUGCAAGGUGUUUUGUUCUUGUGGCAUUGUCUCUUACUCUUUUCUAGUGUUCCUAAUGCCCAUUUAAAAACGAAUUUCAGAAAAACAUUGAGCUUGGUAAUUUCCUAUUAUACUUCGCUGUUUGUUUAUAUUUCACUAUCAUAUAUGAUAUAUUAAUUGUUUUGUCCUUUUGGCAGGCUAUAUAUUGGCCUUUUGUGGUACAUGGUUGGGUUCCUUUGUUGAUAGUAUUGUUCUACUAUGUGUCCAUAAUUUGUUACGAAAAUUUUUAUAGCGCGUUGGGAUUUCAUCAGUGAGAUGAAUUUGAGAGGCUCCCUCUAUACAGUGCAGUAAUUUUGCUACGUUACAGAUGGAAUGCAACAUUGGUCUUUGCUAGGUUCAUGAUCUUAAAGGCAUGUUCUUUUUACAGAGAGUGAUGCUCGUUUGAGUCAUUUCUUUACUUCCUAUCAUGCGAGCCUGUUUCUCAACAAGUUCCUGACAACUGGGUUAGCCUUUACGGGUGGUUUUUCCGUUUAGAGUUCUUUAUUAGGCUGGCGGACUUAGUAAGAGAGAAUCACAUUGUCCCUUGGAAUCAGUCUGCGUUGCUGUUUUGUCGAGUGGACUUGCCUUGUUCUCCUACUGAAAAUGCAACUUGCUCUUUUUGUGGAGUUGGCUGCCUUGUUCAGUUCCUACUGAGAAUGCAACAUGCUCUUUAUGUGGAAUGGGGUAUCUUGUUCGGUUUCUUCUCUGAUUGUGACUUUAGUGUCAAUGGUUUAAUAGUUUGUCAUCUUUCUGUUCUCAUCUAUAGACUGGAAACGGUGAGAUGUUUGGUGACUUCCGAGUACUUCUGAUCUGUUUUACAGGUGACAUUUAAAUGACUAACUGCAUUUUUUUUUUUGGAUGCUGUCCCCCACCUUUUUUCUCCGUUGUGUGGUUUUUAAUUAGUUGGUUAGGGCGUUUGAAGAACAUAGAUUAUGGUAUAAUAGGGUCUUAUUGAUAGUUAAUUUCUUAGUUUAAGGCUAGGCCAUGGAGUGCUUUAGCAAAACCUGACUUAGUACUACGAUUGUAAUGUCUGUUUUAUGCAUUGAUUGUGCUGAAUAGAGUAUUAGAAUGUUCCCCUAGGCCCUUAGUGCAUGCUGUAGGGUACCACAUUACUAUAUCUAUAAGACUAUAACUGUUGUCUGAUAUAUGCAGAGCAUAAACUUUGGCAUUUGAACUCUUCUUUGUCUUUCAAUUAGCAAUGAUAUACUCCAUUUUUCCUUUUUUUUACGACUGCUAUCUGUUACUUUCCGACUGUGCAUACUGGUUAGUAAAGUAGGAGCGUUGGAAAUUCAAAAUUUGAUUUGUGGAAGUAGUUUAAGUUAUGUUCGGCAGCUGUGGACUUUUACUGGGGUUUUGAAUUUACAUAUUUCUUCUUGCCUCUAUUUUCCUCUCCGCUUCCAUAUAGCACUUAAUACUUUGCUGUGCAGUAAGGUGUUUUUUAGCUUACGAGGUCUCCAAAUGCUUGUGUUUUACUGUUUAAUAGAAUCUUGUUUUGCUGCCUAUUGAAAGUCCCAUUUGUGUCAAUUUUUGGCUAUGUUCCAAAAUAGGUGUUGAAUUGCAUCAUUGCAUGUAUACUGUCUUCAUUUUGCGAUAUUUUCAUUCACAAGUUCUUUCGGUAGGGAGGAAUAGAGCAUUUUGAUUCUUGUUAAUUGCACCCGAUGAUCUAUGAUUGUGACGGUGGUAACUUGAAACUUGUGUGGGUAGCAUUGACAUGUUCCUGCUUCUGUUCCUGCUCGUGCCUUUUAGUCAGAUGGUAUAUCGACAGAAUAGUCGAGGAAAUGAAGCUAGAGGAAUUUGAACAAGGUUGGGUUUGUUGACUGAUUUUGUUCGGUACGAGGACUAAACAUGGUUGGGCGCUCGCUCGUAUACAAUUCUGCCAAAUUGAUAGUGUGGGCAGGGCCUUUUGUUUAAAUUGGUAGCCUGAUAUGUAGUUAUGUACAUGUAUCAUUAUGAAAUAACUGUUGCGUUGUUGAUCAUUUGUGUGGAGAAGGGGUUGGAAAUUCGUUAAUUACUUGCUCAUAUUUUUUUCUUUCUCUUAUUAUUAUUUUUGUUUUUCUUGAUUAGUUCACGUUACUAAAGGUCUAAAGGUAAUUUAUUUA
Amaranthus tricolor (Joseph's coat) is the source of this 3390-nucleotide messenger RNA. Its product is annotated as glycine-rich RNA-binding protein RZ1A. Gene Ontology annotation, molecular function: zinc ion binding; RNA binding. The record is from RefSeq and is a predicted model, not a curated record. The transcript has 4 exons. The coding region runs from base 184 to 837 and encodes 217 amino acids. NCBI's taxonomy places the organism in Eukaryota, Viridiplantae, Streptophyta, Magnoliopsida, Caryophyllales, Amaranthaceae.